AAUUAUUAAAAAUUGUUGGAUGAAAUCACAAACAAUAAGCAAAGCAGCAAUCCAGCACCAUUUCACAUUCUUCAUCUUCACUCCACCACUCUCCUACUUUCUCUCUCUAGACACACUGUUUUUCCUCCUCUCUCUGUAUUCGCAUAGUUAGAGAGAGAGAAGCUGGAAGAGAGAUAUAUAUAUAUAUAGAAGCAUAUAGGUGGAGUAUACGUACACAACUCCAUUUUUGCGGAGUAAAGCGAAAACCUAAGCCCCAUUUUUUUUUUUAGUUCUUUUAAACUUCUGCAAAACCCCACCCAAACCCUUGCAUUUUGAGAUUGAUUUCCUGAGGGGUUUUGUGGAUAGUUGGUCUUGUAUACGAUGAUCGGGUUCGAGAAUUGAAGAUCUCCGCAUUGGCAUUGUUGGGGCUGUUUCUGGCUGCACAUUGUAUGUUUGGUUCUGAAACUAGCUAAAUUAUCGUAUAUAUAGAGAUACAGGGGGAUGGGAGUGCAUUGAUGAAAAAGGACCAAAAAAAUAGUGCCUUUCUGUAGUGUUGCAAAGAUGAAAUCAGACUCCACUCUAGACUAUGCUGAAUUUCAGCUUUCACCGAAGCACUCACGAUGCGAAUUGUUCGUCUCCAGUGGUGGUAGCACAGAGAAAUUAGCAUCAGGGUUGCUUAAACCAUUUGUUGCACAUUUACAGAUUGCAGAGGAACGAGUUGCCUCUGCUUCGCUGUCAGUCAAGCUUGAAGUUGGGAAAAAUAAAAAUGCUGAAACAUGGUUCACAAAGGGAACACUUGAGAGGUUUGUACGGUUUGUAAGUACUCCUGAAGUUUUAGAACUGGUCAGUACUUUAGAUGCGGAGAUGUCGCAGUUGGAAGCAGCUCGUAGGAUAUAUUCGCAGGGAGCUGGAGAUCAACUUUCUGGUGGAGGUGGAUCUGGGGCGACAGCUGCAGAUGAUGCGACGAAGAAGGAGCUUCUGAGGGCUAUUGAUGUAAGGCUUGUUGCAGUGCGGCAGGACCUAUCUACCGCCUGUGCCCGUGCUGCUGCUGCUGGUUUCAAUGCGGACACUGUCUCGGAACUUCAAAUGUUUGCAGAUAGGUUUGGUGCUCAUCGUCUAAACGAAGCGUGCAGCAAGUUCAUCUCGUUAAGCGAGAGGGGGCCCGAACUCAUCCACCCACGGAAAUCAGGACAUGAGGAUCGGGCCGUCCGUUCCUCAUACGGGUCGGACAUGUCCAUCGAUGACGACCCGACAUCUCCACCGCCCGACCCGGAAACCGCUACGUAUCAGCAGCCCAACCCUCCACCUGUUACAUUUCCCUUACGUCGUACUUUCAGCAGAGAAUCAAGUGUUGACAGGGAAGAUGGAAACAAGACAAAUGACACCGUUCCAGAAAAAGAUAGGAAAGAUGAAAGCUCAAGUCCUGAUCAGAGUGUGCCCAUUUCAGCCAGUCAGCCUGCAAGGCGGCUCAGUGUUCAGGACAGGAUAAGUAUGUUUGAGAACAAACAGAAGGAUACGUCCGGAGGGAAGCCCGUUGUAGUGAAGGCUGUUGAGCUGCGUAGGAUGUCCUCUGACUUGUCUUCGUCAAGCACGGUUGUAGAGAAGGGAGUUUUGAGGAGAUGGAGUGGAGCUAGUGAUAUGAGCAUUGACUUGAGUGCUGAGAAGAAGGAUACUGAAAGCCCAUCAUGCACACCAACCUCUGCAGUGGUUUCUCAGGACAAAAAGGUUUUGAGAUUAAAUGACGAUAAUGCAGAGAUUUCUUCUGUUUCUAAGCCAGAGAUCAAAGUUAUUCCUGGUUUGGUUCGGGGUAGUGAUAGCAGAUUGAAAGGGAUUUCUUUUAAUAAUUCUGAACAGUAUUUUGAGUCUACUAAGUCUAAUUCUAAUCUGGGUCUUGGUGAAAGUGAUGGUUUGGAAGAUGCAGUGCGUGGGAAGUCUCGGUCAAGCCCUUCUAUAAGUGGGGGUGAGGAUCAAGAAAGUCCAAAAGAGAAUUUCAAAACUUUAACUGGUGGUAAAAAAUCAGGCUCAGUUGGGUUUGGGAAUCAAGGGAGAUCGACUGGUGAAGAGCUUAUUGGCCUUGGAUCCCAGAAAAAGAUUACUGGUGGCAAUGAUCCCACUCAGAUUAGGCCUUUUUUACGCAAGGGUGAUGAGCAGUUGGAAAUUCCAAAUCAAAAGGAAGAUUCUGAACCAAAGAACGAGUCUGUUAAGAAAAUUCCAUUGAAAGCUUCCCAGAGGAGUGCAGUAGAGUUGGGGGUACUUGAAGGUGGUCCUGGUUCAAGAAUUAGAAAGGCUUUUGCUUCCCGUUACAAAGGGAUUGAAGGCGAUUCUCCAUCUGUUCAGCCAGAGGCAAGAUCUGUUGGGGAAGCAGAAGUAGCUCAAAAGAAAGAAUCCUACUCGUCUGAGAAGGUAUCCAGUACUUCUGUAUCAAGUGUGGAGGCAAGAGCUGCUGGGGAAACUGAAUUUGCUGGAGAGAAAGGAUCCCGCACGAUUGAGAAGGUAUCCAGUACUUCUAUAUCAAGCUUUGAAGAUUCUGUACCUCGGAGUCUGAAAUUCAAUAAACGAGGUUUGUCAACUGAACUGAGUAAAAAGGCACGAGUUCAACGAGAUGAGCACAGUUCUAGUGGAAACAUCAGCAGGACACAAUUUUCUGGUAAAGUCAUAAUAGAGACUCAGGAAGGUUCUGAUUCUUUUUCAACACCACCUCCAGAACAAGCUCAAAGAAUAAGGCAAUCAAAGGGAAAUCAAGAACUUAACGACGAGUUAAAGGUGAAAGCAAGUGAGCUUGAAAAACUCUUCGCUGAGCAUAAAUCGCGAGGCCCGGGAGAUCAAUCGAACCCUGCCCGUAAAGGCAGAUCAGGAGACACACAACCUGAACUAUCAAGUAGUUUAUACUACACAAAACCAGUAGCAGAUAUUUCUUCUCAGUUGGCCAACAGUUACCAGCCAACUGAACCUAUUACGUUUUCAAAGACCCCAACCAAAUUCGAUGUUGGCUCUCCAGUGAAAACAAUUGAUAGUCAGUACUAUGGUGAUGCUAUAAAUAAGUUCUCCGAGCUUAGUGUUUCAGAAGGUUCUCGAGGGGAAUUCUAUAAUAGUUAUAUGCAAAAAAGGGAUGCAAAGCUGAGGGAAGAUUGGAUUUCCAACAGGGCAGAGAAAGAAGCCAGGUUGAAAUCCAUGCAGGAUAGCCUUGAGAGGAAUCGAUCUGAGAUGAAGGCAAAAAUUUCGGGAUCUGCAGACAGACAAGAUUCGGUAUCAAGUGCUCAUCGACGUGCUGAGAGACUCAGAUCAUACAAUAGCAGGUCAUUUAUGAAAAGGGAGCAGCAACAUUUAGAUUUUGGGGAUAGUGAGAAUGAUGAGGAAGCAUCGGAGUUUUCAGAGCAGAAUCAUCUUCGUGAGAGUAGGGCUUUAGAUGAAACCUCUUUUAGGGAUGGUGUUUCUAGGGGUACACAGGGAAAGAAGCAUCUACCCAGUAAUAAAAAUUUAGCAUCAUCUACUCCUCGUACCUCAUCAGCUCCUGUUCCGAAGUCCGCUAGCAAAAUUCCGACCAUCAAUUCUGGGAAACGAAGAAUGCAGCCGGAAAAUCCACUUGGCCAAUCUGUCCCAAACUUUUCUGACUUAAGAAAAGAAAAUACAAAACCUUCUUCUGGAGCCGGUAGAACUACUCGUUCUCAAAUAAGAAACUAUUCCCGUAGCAAUAGCACAAGUAAUGAAGCAGCCUUUGUCAGGGAAGAUAAGUCACGCCUGUCACAGUCACUGAGGAAAAGCUCUGCAAAUCCAAGUGAAUUCGGGGAAAUGUACCCUCUUGACUCUGAUGGUGUUGUUUUGACACCAACAAAAUUUGACGAGGAAAUUCAGAAAAAUGUCGUGACCAAGCCUUUUCUUAAAAAGGGUAGCCGCAACAGCUUUAUUGCUCGAACUAGCGCAAGGGAGAAGGCCUCUGUGGGAUCCGAGUUUAUAAAAAAUGAAGAAGAAAAUAGUAACAUGGAAACUGAACCUGACGAGUUCACGAGUACAGGUAAAGAUGAAGGCGUGGAAGAAUUUGAGACCUUUAACACUGAUAUGGAAACUGAUUUCGACAAUGGCCACCCAAGAGAGGGGAUGGAGUCAGAAAAAAAUGUAAAUUCAGAAUCAGAAAAUGGUGACGGUACUCUAACAUUUUCUCUGGUGGACCAGGCUUUGGGUUCUCAUUUGCCUAUUGAAUCUGUGCAAGAUUGGCCAGAGGAAAGUCCCGUCUCAUGGAAUUCGCACACACAGCAUCCCUUUUCUUAUGCCCACGAGAUGUCUGAUGUUGAUGCUUCUGUGGACUCCCCUGUAGGAAGUCCUGCCUCAUGGAACUCCCAUUCUUUAAAUCAAAUAGAGAUUGAUGCUGCUCGAAUGAGGAAGAAAUGGGGAACUGCACAAAAGCCCAUGGUGGCACAUUCAUCCAAUAAUUUAUCUCGCAAAGAUAGGACUACGGGGUUCAAACGGUUGCUCAAGUUUGGACGAAAAAGCCGCGGCUCAGAGAGUUUGGUUGACUGGAUCUCUGCUACUACAUCUGAAGGAGAUGAUGACACUGAGGAUGGACGGGAUCCUGCUAAUCGGUCUUCUGAAGAUCUGAGGAAGUCAAGAAUGGGAUUUUCUCAUGCCCAACCUUCCUAUGAUAACUUCAACGAGAGCGAGUUUUUCAACGAAUCUGUUCAAUCUUCACAAAAUUCUAUCCUAGUACCUCCAGACAACUUUAAACUGAGGGAGGAUCACAUGUCUGGGAGCUCAAUUAAAGCACCAAGAUCAUUUUUCUCGUUAUCCUCGUUCCGAAGCAAGGGAAGCAGCGACACAAGGCCUAGGUAAUAUUUAUUCUCUACAGAAGCUGCUCCACACCACAAAGUAAGUUUGCCUCCUCGAACACAGCAUUUUGAAUAUGAAAGCAGAGUUGAUGAUAUCGUACAUAAAUAUUAUUAUGGUAUUGAUUGCAUAUGUUGAUUGAUAUAAGUGGGAGGGCUCAAGAGUUAUUUAUUGUAGAUUUAAAAUGUAUGUUGUAUAUUGUAAUGAGUUUAUCGUUCCAAAUUGGUGGAACAACAAUCUGAUUUUUUGGUAGCUAUAUCAUUUUCUUGGAAAUGUGAAGCCCGUUUCACGAUUCUCGUAGUUCGAC
Molecule: messenger RNA, 5104 nt
Organism: Erythranthe guttata (spotted monkey flower)
Lineage: Eukaryota; Viridiplantae; Streptophyta; Magnoliopsida; Lamiales; Phrymaceae
Source: RefSeq, a predicted model, not a curated record